Messenger RNA from Cornus florida, 927 nucleotides. Its product is annotated as 1-aminocyclopropane-1-carboxylate oxidase 5-like. NCBI's taxonomy places the organism in Eukaryota, Viridiplantae, Streptophyta, Magnoliopsida, Cornales, Cornaceae. Bases 1 to 927 code for a protein of 308 amino acids. The transcript is spliced from 3 exons. The record is from RefSeq and is a predicted model, not a curated record.
AUGGCGAUCCCUGUGAUUGAUUUCUCAAUGCUCAAUGGAGAGGAGAGAGCCAAGGCAAUGGCUCAGAUCGCUAAUGGCUGCGAAAAAUGGGGAUUCUUCCAGUUGGUGAACCAUGGGAUUCCGGUGGAGCUCCUCGAGAGGGUGAAGAAGGUGUGUUCCGAGUACUAUAAGCUGGAAAGAGAAGAAGCUUUCAAGAGCUCGAGACCAGUGAACUUGUUGAACGAUUUAGUGGAGAAGAAGAGCGAUGACAAGUUGGAGAAUGUGGACUGGGAGGAUGUCUUCCUUCUGUCAGAUGAUAACGAGUGGCCAUCCAAGACUCCUGGAUUCAAGGAAACCAUGGCAGAAUACCGAGCUGAACUGAAGAAACUGGCAGAGAAGCUGAUGGACGUGAUGGAUGAAAACUUGGGCUUACCAAAAGGAUACACAAAAAAAGCUUUCAAUGGUGAAGAAGAAGACAGUGCCUUCUUUGGCACUAAGGUGAGCCAUUACCCACCAUGCCCUCACCCUGAGAUGGUGAACGCACUCCGAGCUCACACUGACGCUGGUGGUGUCAUCUUGCUCUUCCAAGAUGACCAGGUGAAAGGCCUUCAAAUUAUCAAAGACGGGGAAUGGAUUGAUGUCCAGCCCGUGCCCAAUGCUAUUGUCAUCAACACCGGUGACCAGAUCGAGGUUUUGAGCAAUGGGCGAUACAAGAGUGUUUGGCACCGUGUUCUGGCCACCCCAGAUGGCAAUAGGAGAUCGAUUGCUUCCUUCUAUAAUCCAUCAUACAAAGCCACUAUAGCUCCUGCACCAGAACUCAUCGAAAAAGUGAAUGAAGAGGUGGAUCAAGCUUACCCGAAGUAUGUCUUUGCCGACUAUAUGUCAGUUUAUGCAGAGCAGAAGUUCCUCCCUAAAGAGCCAAGGUUCCAAGCUGUGAGGGCGGUGUAA